This is a messenger RNA of Gekko japonicus, 3215 nucleotides long. RefSeq names its product mitogen-activated protein kinase 8 interacting protein 1 (gene MAPK8IP1). The record is from RefSeq and is a predicted model, not a curated record. Gene Ontology annotation, cellular component: cytoplasm. Bases 1 to 2049 code for a protein of 682 amino acids. NCBI's taxonomy places the organism in Eukaryota, Metazoa, Chordata, Lepidosauria, Squamata, Gekkonidae. Gene Ontology annotation, molecular function: protein binding. The transcript has 12 exons. Gene Ontology annotation, biological process: regulation of JNK cascade.
AUGGUAAAAGGCCGACCUAGCAGUGGCACCAGGCUCACCCAUGACAUCAGCCUUGAAGAGUUUGAGGAUGAAGAUCUCUCUGAAAUCACUGAUGAAUGUGGAAUCAGCUUGCACUGUAAGGACAGUUUGGCUUCACGGAGCCAUGUGAAUCUGCAGGCCAGUAGCGUCCUGGGAGUGGGUGGCGGCGAGGCGAGCCGGUUCCAGGCGGAGAUGCUCCAGCUAGACCUGAUCGAUGCUACCGGGGAGACCCCCGCCGAAGAAGGGACAGCACUGGAGCCCAUCAAGAAAGAGCUCCCGCCUGUAACCAUGGAUACCUAUCGACCCAAGCGGCCCACCACACUCAAUCUCUUCCCACAGGUGCCUCGGACGCAGGACACUCUGAACAACAACUCUCUGGGGAAAAAGCACAGUUGGCAGGAACGAGUGUCCCGGUCAUCAUCCCCACUGAAAACUGGUGAGCAGACCCCUACCCAUGACCACGUUUGCCUGAGUGAUGAAGUCACUCACCAAAACAGCACAACUUCCACCAAAGAUCGGGGCACAUCAACAGAGAGCCCGUGCCGGCGUACGACAGCCACACAGAUUGCACCUGCGUGUAUUGCAUCUUCCCGCCCCCCUGAGAAACAGCAGGCUACUAGUCGUCCCCCACCACAGAACCCUACAGUUGUGGUAGUGACAAGGGGGACAGAAGCCUAUCGGGACCGCAUUCGCUACCAGACUGAUGUGAGAUUGGAGGCUACUGAGGAGAUUUACCUAACACCAGUACAAAAGAAUUCUGACCCUCUGGAGUCUGAGAAGCCAUUUAUGUCGCAGUCCAGUGACAACCGCAUGUCUAUCAGCUCUGAUAUAGACACUUCUAGCUACCCACAACUGACAGGAAAGCCCAAUGCCUCAAUCAGUGAGGAGGAUGAGGUCCUGGACUACUUGUCUUCCCCUGAAAAAAUGAAUGCACCAAGGACUGCAUAUGGGAGCAGCAAUGGUGGCUACCGAUCUUGCCACGGCCUCCAUAGGGCGUCAGUGAGCUCUGACACCAGUGCCCUCUCCUACGAUUCCGUGAAAUACACACUAGUGGUAGAUGAGGAUGUGCAGCUGGAACUUGUUAGCCUGAAACAGUGCUACUCGGGGUACAGUGAUGAGAGUGAUUCAGCCACUGUCUAUGACAACUGUGUCUCUUCACCCUAUGAAUCGGCCAUUGGGGAGGAAUAUGAAGAGGAUGCGCUGAAACGUGACUCUGUCUGUCUCUCUGAGGAUUCCACCCCUGAGGCAGACAUCCACUUCUCCAAGAAGUUCCUCAACGUCUUCAUGAGUGGCCGGUCACGCUCCUCCAGUGCUGAAUCUUUUGGGCUUUUCUCUUGCAUUAUCAAUGGAGAAGAGCAGGAGCAGACUCACCGAGCUGUCUUCAGGUUUGUGCCUCGUCAUGAAGAUGAGCUGGAACUGGAGGUAGAUGAUCCUUUGCUGGUGGAAGUUCAGGCAGAAGAUUAUUGGUAUGAGGCUUAUAAUAUGAGGACAGGGGACCGGGGCAUCUUCCCUGCUUACUAUGCUAUCGAGGUCACCAAGGAUCCAGAUCACAUGACAGACCUGAGCAAGAACAGCGACUGGGUGGAUCAGUUCCGGGUGAAGUUUCUUGGCUCAGUCCAGGUUCCAUAUCAUAAAGGCAACGAUGUGCUGUGUGCAGCUAUGCAGAAGAUUGCCACUACUCGCCGCCUCACCGUGCACUUUAACCCACCCUCCAGCUGUGUCCUGGAGAUCAGCAUGCGAGGAGUCAAGAUUGCAGUGAAAAGUGACGACUCUAAGGACCCCAGCAAGGGAAAUAAAUGUAGCCACUUUUUCCAGCUGAAGAACAUUUCCUUCUGUGGAUACCACCCAAAGAACAACAAGUAUUUUGGGUUCAUCACCAAGCACCCGGCUGACCACAGAUUUGCGUGCCACGUCUUUGUGUCGGAGGAGUCUACCAAGCCGCUUGCGGAGUCUGUAGGGAGAGCCUUCCACCAGUUCUACAAGGAAUGUGUGGAAUACACAUGCCCCACAGAGGACAUCUACCUAGAGUAGGGGCAGGCCGGGGCCCCUCCUUCCUGUACAGACCAGGGCCAUUCCCCAUUGUGCAUGGACAAGCUGCUUUGAGGCUGGAGGAGGAAUGGGCCUGCAAUUGGUUUCUCUCAGCGUGCAAAGCCCCAUCUCUUCCAGUGCACCUCCUUUCUUUGGGCAGGGGGAUUGGGGACGGGUGGGAUGGGUGGACAAAAAUGGGUUUAUUAUUUUUGAAAGUAAAUAUGCCAUUUUGGUUUAUUCUGUUGGGGGGGAAAGCACCAUCAGUGGAACCCAGGCACUGCUGCCACAGGUCUAGGAGGAGAGCAGGCAUGGGUGCUGGAUCAAGGAGAGGCUGUGCUGGGCUCCCCAGUUGCAAUGCGCACACAAGGGCUCACUUGGUGCUACAGGCAGAGAGGACACAGCCAUGGGUGGUCUUGGCCUGGUGCUACUGUGUGUCAGGACCCGCUUUAGCCCCAAAUGCUGUCUGUCACUGUUGGGGUUUUAGGGGUAUAAUUUGAAAGCAGUAGAGAAUAUCCACCAUGAAAGACUUGAUGGUUAAUAUGCUUGGGAAGCUAUGGGAAUGGUGAACAGGCAGGGAAAGGGGGCAAAAAGGGAUGAAUAAAAGGAAGGGUUUUGCUGAAUUUUGCCCUGGCAGAUCGCAGGACAUACCUACUGGCAUCCAAGUAAGAAUGUUAUCCUGUGCCUGGGAAAGACCAGGCAGCUUCUGGGAAAUGACAGGUGCCUGGUAUUCCUUUGGCAAGGAAAAAGGGCUGGAGCAUGUAGCUAGCCGGUGAGGACUCAGGCCCCCUCUUCUGUUGAUAGAAAGAGCUUCUCUGUUCCAGCCUUCAAACUAUCGUCUCCUUUCUCCCACCACACUGCUCCAGCUGCUAGUUCUACAUCUAGGAGGGAAUCUGGAUCCUGGAAGAACUGGGGGAGCUGGUAUAUUGAUUUAUCCAUGUCUAGGGGCCUGGGAGGAGCUCCAGCUAUAAGCACAAAUAGAAACAGGAAGGGCGUGGUCCCACUGAGAAGAAGCAAAGCCAGGGAAAUAGCAGGUGCGACAAGAGGCUAAUGAAAGCUGCAGAAAGGUGUGCCUUUGCCUCCCCCCCCUACCCCUCAGGAAGGGGCUCUGUGCUUCUGCUGGAUCUGCUCUGAUGAUAACAAUGAUUAAACGUGAUGUUUCAAAGAGCCUG